UAUGUUAAUUAAUUAAGUGCAUAGCAUUGCUAAGCUGAAAAAAAGAGCAAAGAAGAAGAAGAAGCAGAGUGGGUUGUGUAUGAAAACAUCAUUUCUCUUCUUCGUCAAGCACAAUUACAAACAAGAAGAGGAAGAAGAAACGAUAGUCCUCUUUGCACUAAUGACAAAAUGACUAAAAAACUCACAACCACCAAAUUCCCUACAGAACUCGACCUCGAUUCCUUCCUAGGCUUACACUCUGAUUUCGACGACGACGACUCCGCCGCUGUCCCUCACCGUACACUCGAUGAAAUCCUCAACGACUCCGAUUCUUCCACGUCACUCUCUCCUCCUUCAUCCCCCGCAUCCCUGAGUAAUCUCCCUCAAAACGACGCCAUUUCACAGGAUUCUACAGAAUCUCUUAAUCGCACUCAAUCUCAACUUUUAGGUGACAGGCUUGACCAAGCACGACAUAGUUCCUUUACUCGAGGCGGGUUUUUAGGUGAUCCGGUAUGGAGAGCUCCCUCUUCGUCUUCUUCAAGACCGUUACCGUCUCUUUUCGGUGGUGUGAGAUCGAAUGCGAAGCCAGGUGCUGCUCUUGCGGCUGCUGCGGCAGCAUCGAGAUCCGUACCGACACCUCAUGCUGCUGCGAUCAAAUCGAGGAGGGCGGUUACUCUUCAGAAGGUUAUGGAUAGUGGCGAUGAUCAUGAAAUUGUUUCUAAUUCAUCAUUUGUUGCUUCGGAGAGAAUGGAGUCAGAUGAUAAAUUAGCAGAAAUUGAUGAUUUGGAUAGUACAACGGGUGAGGUUUUUGAUAGUAAUAGUAAAGUCUUGGAAGGUGAAGUAGAAGAUACAGAAGCAGCUCCACUUAAUACUGAGGGAUUAAGUAUCACAAAUAAUGAUCAAAAUCUGUUAAAUAACAAUACUUCGACCUCCAAUGUAAAUGUUAAAUUAGAUUUGAAUGAUGACUCGAUUUUAGGUUCCUAUGAUAGAAAAGAUGAAGCCAUGGCAAUGGAUAUUCCGGCUUCUUCUAGGGAUGAUGAUUAUGAAAGUAAUGAGAUGCCACUGGAAGAUGGAGAUAAUUUGGAGAAAGGUAAAGAUGAUGAGUCUGGUGAUGGUGAUGCUAGUUCUUUAAGUGACAUUUCGGACCUUGUUGAGGAGAGAAUUGGGAAAUUGGAGAGUGAGAGGAUAAUUAAAAAUGCUGAAAAGAAGCUCAAAGAAAAUACUAUGAAGCCACUUGAAUUGGCUGAAGAGCUUGAGAAGAAACAAGCUUCUACUGGAUUGCAUUUGGAAGAAGGUGCAGCUGCUCAGCCGAUGAAGCUUGAGGGUGUUCGGAGAGGGUCUACUACUUUGGGUUACUUUGAUAUUGAUGCUAAUAACGCCAUUACACGGACAAUUAUGUCUCAAACCUUUCGGCGGGAUCAUGGUUCUCCACAGGUUCUGGCCGUUCAUCUUAACCACAUUGCUGUAGGAAUGGGAAAAGGUGUCAUUGCCGUUGUUCCAAGUAGAUACUCGCCUUAUAAUGGUGAUAAUAUGGAUUCAAAGAUGCUUAUGCUUGGUUUACAAGGGGAUAGAUCUUAUGCCCCAGUAACUUCCAUGUGCUUCAAUCAGCAAGGGGACCUCCUGUUGGCUGGUUAUGGUGAUGGUCACAUUACUGUUUGGGAUAUCCAGAGAGCGUCAGUAGCCAAAGUUAUAACUGGAGAGCAUACGGCACCAGUGGUACAUGCACUAUUUCUAGGUCAGGAUUCUCAAGUUACCCGUCAAUUUAAAGCAGUUACUGGUGAUAGUAAAGGUCACGUUUAUUUACAUUCGUUCUCAGUGGUUCCCUUGCUUAACAGAUUCACCAUCAAGACACAGUGUCUUCUUGAUGGGCAAAGGACGGGUAUUGUACUAUCAGCUUCACCCCUUCUUUUUGAUGAAUCCUCUGGAGGUGCUUUGCCAUCAUCACAGGGAAACGCUUCAGUUUCAUCCAGCAGCAUUGGUAACAUGAUGGGAGGUGUAGUUGGGGGAGAUGCAGGAUGGAAGCUAUUCAAUGAAGGCUCUUCUCCAGUUGAAGAAGGUGUGGUCAUUUUUGUCACCCAUCAAACUGCUUUGGUGGUUAGGCUCACUCCUACUUUAGAAGUCUAUGCACAACUUUCGAAGCCAGAUGGAGUCAGAGAGGGUUCCAUGCCUUACACGGCAUGGAAAUGCACUUCACAAUCACACAGCUCAGAAUAUGAAAAUAUUAGUGCAGAUGCAGCAGAACGAGUUUCAUUGCUUGCAGUUGCAUGGGAUCGGAAAGUCCAAGUUGCAAAGUUGAUAAAAUCAGAGCUUAAAGUAUAUGGAACAUGGUCUCUUGACAGUGCAGCCAUAGGCGUCACUUGGUUGGAUGCUCAUAUGCUGGUGGUUCUCACAUUGACAGGACAGCUUUAUUUGUUUGCAAAGGAUGGUACUGUGAUUCACCAGACUAGCUUUGCUGUUGAUGGUUCUGGUGGAGAUGAUCUUGUUGCAUAUCAUACUCACUUCAUAAAUAUCUAUGGGAAUCCUGAGAAAGCCUAUCACAAUAGCCUAGCAGUAAGAGGUGCUUCUGUAUACAUACUUGGACCCACACAUCUUGUCGUUUCCCGGCUUCUUCCGUGGAAGGAACGAAUUCAGGUUCUGCGGAGAGCAGGUGACUGGAUGGGUGCCUUGAAUAUGGCAAUGACACUUUAUGACGGACAAGCUCAUGGUGUUAUUGACCUUCCUAAAUCUGUGGAUGCUGUACAAGAAACCAUAAUGCCCUAUCUGGUAGAGCUGCUAUUGUCGUAUGUAGAUGAAGUAUUUUCUUAUAUAUCAGUAGCUUUCUGCAACCAAAUUGGAAAAGUAGAACAGCAAGAUGAAUCAAAGACCGGAGGCAGUUCUGUGCACUCUGAAAUAAAAGAACAAUUCACUCGCGUUGGUGGUGUUGCAGUAGAAUUUUGUGUUCAUAUACAUCGAACUGACAUCCUUUUCGAUGAAAUCUUCUCUAAGUUUAUGGCUGUUCAACACAGAGAUACCUUUUUGGAGCUUCUGGAGCCAUAUAUACUGAGGGAUAUGCUUGGAUCCCUACCCCCUGAGAUUAUGCAAGCGCUAGUAGAGCAUUAUAGCAGCAGAGGGUGGUUGCAGCGAGUUGAACAAUGUGUUCUUCACAUGGACAUUUCUUCCUUGGAUUUCAAUCAGGUUGUCAGGCUGUGCCGGGAGCAUGGAUUAUAUGGGGCGUUGGUGUAUCUUUUCAAUAAAGGAUUGGAUGAUUUCAGAGCACCUUUGGAGGAGUUACUAAUUGCUUCACGGAACAGUCAUAAAGAGAGUGCUGCUGCCCUCGGGUAUAGGAUGCUUGUUUACUUGAAGUAUUGCUUUUCAGGUCUUGCCUUCCCGCCAGGACAGGGAGCUCUUCCUCCAAAACGUUUGCCAUCCCUUAGGACAGACCUUGUUCAGUUUCUAUUGGAGAAAUCCAGUGCCCUGAAUUCAGUAGUAGAUUCAACCUUGUCAUCGAGACGAACAUACCUGAACCUGUAUCAUCUCUUAGAGCUAGAUACAGAAGCUACUUUAGAUGUUCUGAGGUUGGCUUUUCUAGAUGAUGAAAAUCCAAAGUCUGACUUCUCUUCAGAUGAAAAUGCCAAUGUAGAUAUUGAGGCUGAGCAAGAUAAUAUUGCAAAUGAAAGUCAAAUUUUAUUGGCUCAAAAUGCUGUAGAUGCUCUUGUUCAAAUCAUUGAAAAAGAUAUACCUCAAACAGCUGAGUCUGCUAGUGCUGAUGAUACUGGAUUAGUAGAAGCAUGGCCUUCAAAGAAAGACAUAGGGAACCUGUUUGAAUUCAUAGCAUAUCAUGUUGCAUGUAGAAAAGCUCGUGUUUCGGGCAGUGUAUUGAGUCAGAUUUUGGAAUACUUAACAUCAGAGAGCAAUUUUUAUGCAAGUAUUCAUGCACAUGAUAUCCAAACUUCAAAAAGGAGGGAGAAGCAGGUGCUUGCGCUUCUGGAAGUGGUGCCUGAGACUGAUUGGAAUUCAUCUUAUGUGUUACAGCUAUGUGAGAAAGCUCAAUUUCACCAGGUUUGUGGCUUUAUUCAUACCAUCAGAAACCAGCAUCUUGCUGCAUUGGAUUGCUAUAUGAAAGACGUGGAUGAACCCAUUCAUACUUUCUCCUAUAUCUACAACAUAUUGAGACAGCUUACUAACAAUGAACACAAUGCUUUUCAAUCAGCUAUUAUGUCUAAGAUUCCAGAGUUGGUUGUCUUAAGCAGAGAGGGGACAUUCUUGCUGAUCAGGGACCAUUUUCAGAAUGAUAGUCCACGCAUCCUCUCUCGACUACAAUCGCAUCCAAAGAGCCUUUUUCUGUAUCUGAAGACAGUUAUUGAGGUUCACUUAUCUGGAACCCUCAAUUUUUCUCGUUUGAAAAAGGAUGAUAGCGUUGAUGCUUUUAGUGGAAGAAGAGUGGAAGAUCAGUUGAAAGGACUUGAAGCUUACUUGGAAAGAAUAUCUGAUUUUCCCAAGUUUAUUCGGAAUAACCCUGUUAACGUGACUGAUGAUAUGAUAGAGCUUUAUAUGGAGUUGUUAUGUCAGUAUGAGCGUAAUUCAGUUCUCAAAUUCCUGGAGACUUUUGAAAGCUACCGGGUAGAAAACUGUUUACGCCUAUGCCAGGAAUAUGAGAUAACAGAUGCUGCUGCUUUUUUAUUAGAAAGGGUUGGUGAUGUUGGGAGCGCCCUUUUGCUCACUCUUACUCAGCUCAAUGAUAAAUUUGUUAACCUUGAUAUAGCUGUGGAAAGUCUGAUUUCAACAUCUUUGAGUAGCUCUAUUGGCACAGAUCAGUAUGGCAAUGUUCUAAGAAUAAAAGAGGUUGAUGACAUAUACAGUAUAUUGAAUGUGUGUAUUGGAUUGUGUCAGCGAAACACCCCUCGUUUGCAACCUGAGGAAUCAGAAACACUCUGGUUCAAAUUACUUGAUUCGUUUUGUGCGCCUUUGAUGGAUUCAUUUACUGACAAAAGGGUAUCGAAACGAGAUGAUCAUGCUGGAAUGCUAACUGAAGCAUUGGGUGAACACGAGGAUGACGAGGCCAUAAUUAAGUGGAAAAUCUCCAAGUCUCACAAAGGUGCUCAUAUCUUGAGAAAAUUGUUAUCUCAGUUCAUCAAAGAGAUUGUUGAAGGAAUGAUAGGAUAUGUUCACCUUCCAACUAUCAUGUCAAAACUCCUCUCUGAUAAUGGUAACCAGGAAUUUGGUGAUUUUAAAAUUACAAUAUUGGGGAUGCUGGGAACAUAUGGCUUUGAGAGGAGAAUUCUGGAUACUGCCAAGUCCUUGAUAGAGGAUGAUACGUUCUAUACCAUGAGUUUACUUAAGAAGGGGGCAUCUCAUGGGUAUGCCCCGCGGAGUCUUGUAUGUUGUAUAUGUAACUGUCCUCUCACUAAGGAUUCCCCUAGUUUCCGGAUUCGAGUUUUCAGUUGUGGUCAUGCUACUCAUCUUCAGUGUGAACUGCUCGAAAGUGAAACAUCAAGUAAAGGUUCCUUGUCUGGAUGCCCUAUUUGUAUGCCUAAGACAAAUACUCAGAGGCCUAGAAAUAAAUCAGUCCUUGGUGAGAAUGGUUUGGUGAAUAAGGUUUCAUCAAGAGCGAAACGAGCACAUGGAACUGGCACUUUACAUUCACAUGAAGAUUCAUCAGACAAUUCAUAUGGGCUGCAGCAAAUGUCACGGUUUGAGAUAUUGACUAAUCUUCAGAAAGACCAGAGAUUAGUCCAGAUAGAAAAUAUGCCCCAGUUGAGACUUGCCCCACCAGCUGUUUAUCAUGAAAGGGUAAAGAAAGGACCUGAGGUUUUGACAGGAGAGAGUAGCAGUGCUAUUGCGAAAAGAAUUGAAAAAUCGAGCAAAAGGAGGCAACUCAGGGAGCUUAAAGUGACAGGAUCAUCUCUUCGGUUCCCAUUAAAAUCAAGUAUAUUUGGCAAAGAGAAGAUAAAUAAACGGUGAUACGACUGUCUUGUACAGACUAACAAUUGUAGAGAUUCCAUACCAGCCGUCCAAUAGCUGAUGAAUCUGUUGAUCCGAACUGCACCUUUGACCUCGCUGAGUUUUUGACCGUUCUCUCAUUUAGUAAUUUUUUUUUUUCCAUGUAUAGAAGAUAAUUUUUCCUUUUGUCCAUAGAGUUGCUAUAUUCACCAUGUAUGUUUAUGUAUAAUAAGUCUUUUCUGGUCAUUUAAUAAAUUUUGCAAGUGGCAAGCAGAUGGCUUUCGUAAAUAAAAUUAUUAUUAUUAUUUUUUUA
Messenger RNA from Ricinus communis (castor bean), 6211 nucleotides. RefSeq names its product vacuolar protein sorting-associated protein 8 homolog. Bases 169 to 5919 code for a protein of 1916 amino acids. Gene Ontology annotation, biological process: vesicle-mediated transport; protein targeting to vacuole; endosomal vesicle fusion. Gene Ontology annotation, cellular component: HOPS complex; late endosome. The record is from RefSeq and is a predicted model, not a curated record. The transcript is spliced from 19 exons. Lineage: Eukaryota; Viridiplantae; Streptophyta; Magnoliopsida; Malpighiales; Euphorbiaceae. Gene Ontology annotation, molecular function: protein binding.